Messenger RNA from Dreissena polymorpha, 3781 nucleotides. RefSeq lists its product as uncharacterized. The coding region runs from base 1 to 1365 and encodes 454 amino acids. The transcript is spliced from 3 exons. NCBI's taxonomy places the organism in Eukaryota, Metazoa, Mollusca, Bivalvia, Myida, Dreissenidae. The record is from RefSeq and is a predicted model, not a curated record.
AUGUUCAUUUUUUCUGAUGUGGUUAUACAGUUUUCCAAUCCUUUUCACCGCAAGGCUCUCGACCUUGUAUCAGUCUUCUGCAGCAAGGCUCUCAACCUUGUAUCAGUCUACUGCAGCAAGGCUCUCAACCUUGUAUCAGUCUACUGCAGCAAGGCUCUCAACCUUGUAUCAGUCUACUGCAGCAAGGCUCUCAACCUUGUUUCAGUCUACUGCAGCAAGGCUCUCAACCUUGUAUCAGUCUACUGCAGCAAGGCUCUCAACCUUGUAUCAAUCUACUGCAGCAAGGCUCUCAACCUUGUAUCAGUCUUCUGCAGCAAGGCUCUCAACCUUGUAUCAGUCUUCUGCAGCAAGGCUCUCAACCUUGUUUCAGUCUACUGCAGCAACGCUCUCAACCUUGUAUCAGUCUACUGCAGCAAGGCUCUCAACCUUGUAUCAGUCUACUGCAGCAAGGCUCUCAACCUUGUAUCAGUCUAUUGCAGCAAGGCUCUCAACCUUGUAUCAGUCUACUGCAGCAAGGCUCUCAACAUUGUAUCAGUCUACUGCAGCAACGCUCUCAACCUUAUAUCAGUCUACUGCAGCAAGGCUCUCAACCUUGUAUCAGUUUAUUGCAGCAAGGCUCUCAACCUUGUAUCAGUCUACUGCAGCAAGGCUCUCAACCUUGUAUCAGUUUAUUGCAGCAAGGCUCUCAACCUUGUAUCAGUCUACUGCAGCAAGGCUGUCAACCUUGUAUCAGUCUACUGCAGCAAGGCUCUCAACCUUGUAUCAGUCUACUGCAGCAAGGCUCUCAACCUUGUAUCAGUCUUCUGCAGCAAGGCUCUCAACCUUGUAUCAGUCUACUUCAGCAAGGCUCUCAACCUUGUAUCAGUCUACUGCAGCAAGGCUCUCAACAUUGUAUCAAUCUACUUCAGCAAGGCUCUCAACCUUGUAUCAGUCUAUUGCAGCAAGGCUCUCAACCUUGUAUCAGUCUACUGCAGCAAGGCUCUCAACCUUGUAUCAGUCUACUGCAGCAAGGCUCUCAACCUUGUAUCAGUCUACUGCAGCAAGGCUCUCAACAUUGUAUCAGUCUACUUCAGCAAGGCUCUCAACCUUGUAUCAGUUUAUUGCAGCAAGGCUCUCAACCUUGUAUCAAUCUACUGCAGCAAGGCUCUCAACCUUGUAUCAGUCUACUGCAGCAAGGCUCUCAACCUUGUAUCAGUCUACUGCAGCAAGGCUCUCAACAUUGUAUCAGUCUACUUCAGCAAGGCUCUCAACCUUGUAUCAGUUUAUUGCAGCCAGGCUCUCAACCUUGUAUCAAUCUACUGCAGCAAGGCUCUCAACCUUGUAUCAGUCUACUGCAGCAAGGCUCUCAACAUUGUAUCAGUCUAAUGCAGCACCAUAAGGCACUGAGCUUCUUCUAUCAGCUACAGUUCUUGCAGACAAAACUCUUAGUAUAAAGCAAUAAUGCGGGCUGUACAAUUGUUCAUGGGUCAAAGUCGAUAAAGCAAUAAUGCGGGCUGUACAAUUGUUCAUGGGUCAAAGUCGAUAAGACUUUAGUCCAAGUAAAUAUCUGGUGCAAAGUAUGAAAGUAUGUUAAUUUGUUUAUAAUAAUUACAAUUUAAAACAGUUGAGUAGCUUGCUUCUAUGACAUGUAGAUCUGUAAUUUGAUAAUCUCACUGACUGACAAAAACCAUACAUUUUACGAUCAAAGUGAAAAAAGUCUAGCACACUUUUUUGGCAGCUCUCGUUUUUAUCCAACUUUGUCAUUUGUAAAAAAAUAAACAUUAAAAUAUAAAAAUGUAUUUUCAUGGACGGGAUGUUACUCAUAAAAUGGCAAUGCACAGCCUUUUAAAGCAAUUUUCUCCCUUGUUUGUUAUGUUGGCACAACUUAAUGUUUAUUGAUAAUAAGUAAUUCUGUUUGCUUCAAUUGUAUUUCAAUGCAGACUAUCAUGAAUGUGAUAUCUCUUAGAAAAUACCUUUAAUUGGUAUCACCAUAUAAUAAAGACAAUGGUACAGUGUUAUAAUGUACCAUAUGCCCGCAGUUGUCCAGAUUUUUUCCUUAAGUACAUCUUGUACAGUGGAGUUUUCUCAUAAAUCAAGGGGCCUGGCACACAUUUUAUGUGUCAAGGUCUUGUGAACACCUGCUCAUACAUGUGUUUUUACAUCCCUGCAGUAGAAGGGUCAUGAAAGCUAACAAUAAAUUUCACAAUAAAUUAGUAGUAGCAAAAUUGUAGCAGUGGUCUUAUUGAUGCACAUUAUUGAUACAGGGAUGGUAGUGCAUGCUGAGCUAAAAUCCCACUAGCGUUAUCAAUAGUGUACAUGGAUCUAUAUACUGCUACAAUUUUGCUACUGCUACUAAUUUUCUUGCACCUUCUUAUAGCAACUUUUUGCAAUUUAAAAAAAUAUAUUAUAAAUCAAACGAGACAUAAGAAACCAUUUAAUAAAUACUUGGAAAAUUAUUUUAAACAAAUAUACAUGUAGACCUUUGAUGUCUCUUGGUAUUCUGCACUGCCAUUUGUGAAAGAGCAUCAUGUAUUUUCAAUAUAUUGAGAUAUAUAUUGUAAAAACAAAUUUUAAGUGUUGCAUAUGUAUAGAGACAUUUACUUUCAGAUUUCUGUAGCAUUCAGUGUAUAUUUGUGACUAUUAGGUCUCAGAAAUAAAUUAACUGGGUUGAUUUCAAUAUCUUACGUAAUUCUUGUUACUUACAUAUUACGAUCAGAGCUAAAUGACUGGUUAUUGCAAAAUGUUGAUUCCCAAUAUAAACCAUGCCUUUACAUAUUUUGCAUUUAACAUUAAUCAUACUUAUUGUUGAAUGUCUCAGUUCUUUUGACAGAAUCUCUAUGUAUAUUGUAAAUAACAAAAAUUUCUUUUUUCUAAACUUUACUUAGAUAUUACAACAAACAUAUGUAUGCCGUUGUAUGGCAAUGAACUGGUUGCUAUGCUUUAAACUAGGCCAUUGAUCAUUAGAAAUGUUUUUAUUUUUUCCCAUACCAUUUUCUGUUACCAGCUUUAGGUAGGAUGAAUAUGCAGUGUUUUGUGUUCAGAAGUAGUCUAGGGAGAUAGUGGAGGCUAGUCAUAUUAUGCAAUUAGGUUGUUUUUGUUUUGUUGUGUAUUUAGUUCAAGGUUGUAGUUAUAUGUAUUUAUUGUGAUUAUUUUUACAUAAGUAUUUAAUUGUGUAACAUUGUCAUUCUCUUACAGAGUAGUAUUGCAAUACUUGAGAACUUAUUCUAGUUAAAAUGGUAUGAAAUGUCAAUGCAUACAUUUUCAUGUGAUUUAGAUUAAACAUUGAUCCAUACAAUCUUGUUAUUUUGGACUUUCUCACAGAUGUCAUCAUGUUUUUCAGAUGUGUACAUUUCAAACUAUUGGGGUACAUGCGAUAAUGUUAAAUGUUAAAAGAAACUCUAAAAUCCUGUAAAAUAGUGACACAAUUUUUGCAUUGAUAAGAUUUUAGAUUUCUGACCUACAAGCCAUCUUGGAUUUUCUCAAAAUACAUCUUAAUUGAAUACUGAAGGAUUAUUAAAUGCCUUGGCACAAAUAUUAACAUGUAAGCAACAGUUUAGACAUGCAAUGCCAAAAUACUGCCCUUAUUGUCAAACUGCUUUUUUGUCAAUGUGGUAUGUGCUGUCAGUGAUAGGCCAUGUUUAAAAAAUGCUUCCUUCUUCAUUUUUGUUUCAUAUAUUUGCCUACCGAUAGUCUUUACAAUUUGUUAUCCUUGUGUAUCCUAUGUUGUAAAGGCAUUUGUUGUGUCUUUCUUUAUAUGUGGAUGUAUUUUUGUCAUUGAAAAUAAAGUGCAUUGUAACCCUUA